AUGGGUCAGUCUGGAAGCAAAGCUGAAGAGGGAGGUGAUCAACAGCAAUCACCCCCGCAGCAACCGUCACCGGCGCCAGAGCCACCACCAACUCAUAAAGAAGGCGAAGAAGAAGCCGCAGCAAAAAAGGACACAGAGCAAGCCCCACAACAGGAGCCAUCACCGGCGCAAAAGCCACCAUCAGCCGAACAAGAAGAAGCAGCAAAAAAGGCCGCAGAGCAAGUCCCUCCUCAAGAAGUGUCACCGGCGCAGAAAUUGUCAUUAGCGGAGCAGGAAGAAGCAGCUAAAGAGAUAACAGGGCCGUCUCCACCUCCAGAGAAGCCUUUAGCGCCGCUUCCUGAAGUUCAAAAGCCCCAGCCAGCUCCGCUGGAAGCAGAUAGAACACAAGUGCCUUCAACAGAUGUGCCACACGAAAUACGACAGUCGAUCACCACAGUUCCAGCUCAGGAAAAGAAGGAGGCGUUUGCUGUUGCUCCACCAGUUGAAGAAAAGAAGGAAAUCACUGCAAAAAUUGUCUUGCCAAUGGAGGAGAAGAAGGAGAUGGAAAAACUUCCGCACAAGGACGAAAAAUUGAUCGAGAAGAAAACAGAACCUGUGAAAGAAAUGGCUACAGCAAAGCAAACAAAAGACGAGAAACUGAUCAAGAAGGAGAUAGGACCUGCAAAAGAAAUGGCUACAGCAAGGCAAACAAAAGAGGAGAAACUGGUCAAAAAGGAAAAAGAACCUGUGAAAGAAAUGGCUACAGCAAAGCAAACAAAAGUGCCACAGCCUUCAAUAACAGUGGUUCCUACAAAAGUGCCGGCAGUUCCAUCGUAUGAAUUGAAAAAAGAUGAAUUACCAGAAGGAAAGAAACUCCUCAAGGGAUUGGAAGGCGUUCCUCCGAAGGAAGAAAAAAAACCCUCUGUGCAUGAAAAGGAAGAAAAGAAGGCGGCUCUUGAUAAGGAAAAGAAAUCAGCUGAGAUAGAGAAAGUAAAA
This is a messenger RNA of Cylicocyclus nassatus, 975 nucleotides long. Lineage: Eukaryota; Metazoa; Nematoda; Chromadorea; Rhabditida; Strongylidae. The record is from the annotation of a GenBank genome assembly.